AAACAUUUAGUUGAUUAAUCAGCAUAGAUACUUUGCUUUCUUCGUCGGUCAGUCGCUGUUGAAUUUUGCUUCCCUCUUCAAUUUCAGCCGUUUCAUUCAUUCCUCUGCCCCACCCAACCCUAUCCAACCCCUAGAUUUAAGGAUAAUAACAUCACUCUCCCCUCAUUUUACACAUUAAUAACACUCAAUUCGUUUCUUUGCACUACCGUUUCACCAUAGUAGUAGUAGUAACGAUGCUGAAGUAAAAAAUAGAUCCCGAUCUAGAAACUGUGUAAAUCAAGUCAACUGUAGAUUCAAUUUCAGUCAGAGAUGGGUUUUUUCAGUACUAUUUUUGGGUUUUUCGGAUUCGGAAUUGGGAUUUCCAUUGGUCUCAUCGCUGGCUAUUUUCUUUUCAUCUAUUUUCAACCUACCGAUGUUGAGGAUCCUGAGAUUAAGCCACUGGUCGAUCAAGAUGCUGAAACUUUGGAAGGAAUGCUUCCUGAGAUUCCAAACUGGAUUAAAAAUCCAGACUUUGAUCGGGUUGAUUGGCUUAACAAGUUUAUAGAAUUAAUGUGGCCUUAUCUUGAUAAGGCAAUUUGUAAGAUGGCGAAGAACAUUGCUAAACCCAUAAUUGAAGAGCAGAUUCCAAAAUAUAAAAUUGAUUCCGUUGAGUUUCAAACACUCACUUUGGGGUCCCUACCCCCAACUUUUCAAGGAAUGAAAAUUUAUGUGACUGAUGAGAAGGAGUUGAUUAUGGAGCCUUCUAUAAAAUGGGCUGGAAAUCCUAAUAUCACUAUUGCCGUUAAGGCAUUUGGGUUGAAAGCAACCGUUCAGGUUGUGGAUUUGCAAGUUUUUCUUUUGCCUCGCAUUUCUUUGAAGCCUUUGGUUCCAAGCUUUCCUUGCUUUGCCAACAUCUAUGUGUCUCUCAUGGAAAAGCCACAUGUUGACUUUGGGCUAAAGCUUGUAGGGGCCGAUCUUAUGUCUAUUCCUGGUGUCUACAGGAUUGUUCAGGAGCUUAUCAAAAAUCAGGUUGCAAACAUGUAUCUAUGGCCCAAAACCCUGGAAGUUCAAAUAUUAGAUCUGGCGAAAGCUAUGAGGAGGCCUGUUGGAAUUUUACAUGUAAAGGUUUUGCAUGCCAUGAAGUUAAAGAAGAAAGAUCUUCUUGGUGCAUCUGAUCCUUAUGUGAAACUAAAGCUUACUGACGAUAAGAUGCCAUCAAAAAAGACUACUGUGAAACACAAGAACUUAAAUCCUGAAUGGAAUGAAGAAUUUAAUUUGGUAGUCAAAGAUCCAGCGUCGCAGGUUUUACAGCUCAAUGUUUAUGACUGGGAACAGGUUGGGAAACAUGACAAGAUGGGUAUGAAUGUGAUUCCUAUAAAAGAAAUUUCCCCUGAUGAGCCUAAAAGUUUUACACUGGAUCUUUUGAAAACUUUGGAUCCCAAUGACGUUCAAAAUGAGAAAUCGCGAGGACAGAUUGUUGUGGAAGUGACUUAUAAACCACUCAAGGAAGAGGAGAUGGGCAAGGGCUUUGAUGAGACACAGACAAUACCAAAAGCUCCUGAAGGCACUCCAGCUGGUGGAGGUGUGCUUGUAGUUAUAGUCCAUGAAGCUCAAGAUGUCGAAGGAAAGUACCACACCAAUCCACAUGUACGUCUUAUUUUCAGAGGAGACGAGAAAAAGACUAAGCGCAUAAAAAAGAACAGAGAUCCAAGAUGGGAAGAUGAGUUCCAAUUUACAGUAGAGGAGCCUCCCACCAAUGAUAAACUACAUGUGGAGGUCGUCAGCACUUCAUCACGAAACCUGCUCCAUCAAAAGGAAUCACUGGGUUAUAUCAACAUCAAUCUUGGAGACGUUGUUUCUAACAAGAGAAUCAAUGAGAAGUACCAUCUUAUAGACUCCAAGAAUGGUCGCAUCCAGAUAGAGUUGCAGUGGAGAACUUCAUAAACAAACAUGAUGAUAAAAUCCCCAAAACCAUUUCUUAAAAUUUAGUCUUCCAUGCGGUGUAACGGUGAGAAGGGCCUUUGUUGUAUUUGUGUGAGUUAGAUUGCUUUUAUUUGUCAAUCAUGUACAUGCCUGUCAUAAAAAGGUUGAAAUAGCAAAAGCACAUAUAUGGUUUGAUUUGGAUAUAUAUACCAUAUGACAUGAUCAAAGACGAUAUAUAACAACGUUUUGGUCUCGUGGACAAAGUAUUAUGUUUUUUUAACUGAAAAAUAACUCUUCUACUUGAUUUAAA
Messenger RNA from Cicer arietinum (chickpea), 2212 nucleotides. Its product is annotated as synaptotagmin-2-like. Gene Ontology annotation, molecular function: lipid binding. The record is from RefSeq and is a predicted model, not a curated record. Lineage: Eukaryota; Viridiplantae; Streptophyta; Magnoliopsida; Fabales; Fabaceae. Gene Ontology annotation, cellular component: endoplasmic reticulum.